Messenger RNA from Danaus plexippus (monarch butterfly), 762 nucleotides. RefSeq names its product endocuticle structural glycoprotein SgAbd-8-like. The transcript has 4 exons. Gene Ontology annotation, molecular function: structural constituent of chitin-based larval cuticle. The coding region runs from base 371 to 724 and encodes 117 amino acids. The record is from RefSeq and is a predicted model, not a curated record. Lineage: Eukaryota; Metazoa; Arthropoda; Insecta; Lepidoptera; Nymphalidae. Gene Ontology annotation, cellular component: chitin-based extracellular matrix.
GUGUGAAUGAAGUUGUGCAAUUCAUUACUUUCAUUCGUUACCAGAUCGAUAAUUCUUUUACGUAAACCAAAACAAACAUUCUGUGAUAAUUGCUACACUCACCAAUAAGGUCAUAAGCCACCAUCGUUCAGUUAAACUUAUACUCAGUGAUUGUAAAGGCUUCCAUACGACAACACAAGCUUUUAUUUAUUCAAUUAUUAUAACUUGAAGCGUCAGUCGAACUGUCAUUAAUAUUGUCAUUUACGCGGCAAAAAUUGCGCUUAACAGAUUAUAUUUGAAUUACUAGCAAGGAGGUUUCAUAGCGCGAUAUAAAUAUAAAAUUUUUGUUCGCCCCCAUUUUUUUGUAGCAUUUUUAAUUUUUAUUUCUAUAAUGAAGACUCUAGUUGGACUUUUAUUGAUUCUCGGCAGCGUUUUGUGUCAAAGGGACGAAAUAGUAAGAAACGAUUUUGACGGACCUUACGAAGAUGGCUCCUUCAAAUGGGCGUUACAGACUGAGGGCGGUAUUUAUCACGAGCAGCGCUCGACGCCUCGCCAACAAGCGCCGCUGAUCGAAGGACAGUAUCAGUACAUUGCUCCCGAUGGACAGGUGAUCCGCGUGCUGUACACAGCUGAUGAGUUCGGCUUCCACCCCACCGGCGAUCACCUUCCGACGCCACCGCCAAUCCCACCACAGAUCCAAAGAGCCCUCGACUACGUCGCCAGACUCCGAGAUAAUAGGAUUUAAUAAAAAGAUUCAAUUAAACUGUGAUUUAUUUCAAACAA